GCUACCGGCUGCUGGCCGAAACGCGAUGUUGACGUUACCUCUUCCAUUGGCCACCACGCUAUAUGUUGAGCUGACUAUCAUCUAUUUCGUCCUGUGCCUUUGGUUUUGUCUUCGUUUGUGCUCGUUUUCAUCUCCUUGCACAAGAGACAUGAGUCGUGAUGUUCGCUAUGACUGAACUCGGAAACACACCUUUCCCAGUACUGGUCUCAAGGGGCACGCGACUCAGUCUUGUCUUGUAUGAUAUUGCGGCAAACAUCGAAAAGGCAUCGAGAGAUAUAUGCCGCGUAGCCACUGGUAUUGCAUCGUUCUCCCGCACUGCAAAGCAUCUCGACCUAGUCUUGAACGAGGACGAGUCAAUCCCGACAAGUCAGGCCCAUGAGGCUGUGCAGUCCAUCAUCUACCAGGCUGAUCAGAUACUGGAUGAAUUCGAGGCUCUGUUUCUUUCCGCGAAGGCUAAAGACAGCCUGAAUUCUCUCAGCUGGAAAUGGGGUCUAUUAGAGAGAGCCCGUACCGAGUACCUCCUUGGUCACCUGUGCAGCUUACGGCUCACUUCUGCGACUAUGAUCCAGUCUUUCAGUACUGUCAACGUGAAACGUCUAUCCAAACAACAUAACGAUUAUGCCAUGCAGAAGGCUGUCAACUACGUCGAGGACGAGGAACUACAGCUUGAGAUUUUAGUUAUCGAACAGCAGAACUCUAUUUUGCGAGCUUACGAGCUGCAUCAAGAGUAUACGCGUAGUGAAUCUUUUUCUAACAGAGAAUCAGAAAAGGUUCUCCUAUCUCAGGAAGAAAUGUCUAUGUCGAGCAUUGCUCAAGGGUUCUUCGACCAGCCUGCGAAAAAGAUUGCUGCCAAGGAAGCCCAGGAUGUGGUACCUCCGGGUGAGAAGUGUAUCAAGGUGGCUGAUGGCCAGUGGAAGCCAUCGAAGCUCAAAGCUAAGAGUCUCUUACCGUUUCGUGCCUCGGCAUUGUCGGAGUACUUGUGCAUUGAAAAUGAGUUUGAGCGACUCACAGCGAUACGUCGAGCGUCUAACUCGCAUACAAAUGCAGUUCUCCAGCAGUGGACACGGCUGGGGGAGAUCGAGGAACGACUCCAACGCUACACGGCUCAAGCGGGAUCCCCGAAGCAACUCGAGAACACUGGCAGACAGGCUUCCAUUGAAACAGCACUUCCGAGCAGGGAUGAAGCCAAUGUUCAAGUGAAAGCCCAGCCUUCCACUGCAAAGAUAGCAGCCCCUGUUCCACGACGAGCACCUAGCUCCCAGUCAAUCUUUACUCAGGCAUCUUUUAUUGUUCCGAUUUCAGUCCCGGGGUCGAACCUACCCUCGCAUCUGAACACCUCUUCGUAUCCAGUAUCCUCUCGGAAUUCAUUCUCAUUCGCAUCACAAUCAGGCAACCUUCCAAUAUCACCAGCCCACUCUUACAAGUCCGCCGAAUACAUAUCGCAUUCUCCACGUAGCAGUGUUCAUUCGAAUCCUUCGACUCGGGCUGCAGCAGUAGCCAUCCGGAAUGAAGCCGAGACUGGUGAUGAUCUAGAAAUACCGUGGCGCUUGUGUCUUCACAACAGCUACUGGGACUAUAUCGACGGUCGCUGCGUCGAUUCCAACACACACUUACAGCCGUCUGAGGCGUAUAAUAACCGCAAAGGCUACACGGAGCUCCUUGCGUCGUGGGUAUGCCGUCGAGCUCUUGACGAAGCACCGCACGACCACACACAAGUUCAAAAGCCUGACGCGUCCGGACGGAAGCUUGAAACAGCCUAUAUAGUCCAUAAACCGCUUCGUUUCGAUGAAGUCGAAUGGCUCGUCGAGCGCACGAUCCAGAUCCUCCAGCAGGAAUCCGAACUGCCGCGCAAAGACCAGAGCAGCCAUCGCCAACGGCGCAGUAUAGACAGACAGGAUACGCGCAGCAGACGGAAUUCAAAAAUCACCUCUCAACUACCCACGGUCCAGCAACAUCCACCCCUCGAUCGUUCGGUAUCAAUGCCCGUAGGCACUACACUCACUCCUCACAUUUCGACUUCUCCAGGUACGGGCUUCUAUAAUGUUGGGCAGCCGUAUACACCUUACAUGAAUCCAAACCUGAAUCCACAGUACACAGUACAGCGUAGUACAACCAGUACCAAUGGCUACGGAGAACCACCUUCCGUGGUAUCCGAUAUUGGGUCGAGUGACUCAGAGGAUGAGAAGAAAGGAAAGCGAAGGGCAGCGAGAAAAGCCAAGAAGACCACAGGUCGAUCACACAGUGCGGUGGGAACGAUGGCGAAGAUUGGAGGUGCGUUAGCCAUCCUGGAAGGACUGGAGCAUGCAUUUUAGGGUAUUGUGAGGUAAGGGGGUCGGGGUUAGGUCAGGAUUGGGAUAUACCCCAGCUAACGAUUUGACACGAAUCACUUAGAGUUACUAUUACGAGGAUUUCCGAAGCUUUACGAUUUACGCCCUCAUCAGCGACAUUUGUGUCUUCACCAACAGGUUUAUUAUAUUAUAUUAUGAUGUUUGACGAUGAGUAGUAGUAAGAACAUUAGAAGUCAUUCUUGAUGCUUACAGCCUGUUUCACAAUGAAAAGCAUGAUCGCAGAGCCAUAGUCGGGCUGGCUAUAAGUCCUUUCCGAGAAUACUCACACCCGGUCGCGGUCUAGAGUCAUGACAAGAACAGGGUUCUGGCUGCGUGUUUAGAUUACAUACAUACUGUGUACAUAAUAGCUCUACUCAAGGUGCAUCCCUACCU
Pseudovirgaria hyperparasitica is the source of this 2720-nucleotide messenger RNA. RefSeq lists its product as uncharacterized. The transcript has 2 exons. The record is from RefSeq and is a predicted model, not a curated record. Lineage: Eukaryota; Fungi; Ascomycota; Dothideomycetes; Acrospermales; Acrospermaceae. Bases 159 to 2312 code for a protein of 717 amino acids.